Salvia splendens (bonfire salvia) is the source of this 1898-nucleotide messenger RNA. RefSeq names its product probable serine/threonine-protein phosphatase 2A regulatory subunit B'' subunit TON2. The record is from RefSeq and is a predicted model, not a curated record. NCBI's taxonomy places the organism in Eukaryota, Viridiplantae, Streptophyta, Magnoliopsida, Lamiales, Lamiaceae. The transcript is spliced from 13 exons. Gene Ontology annotation, molecular function: calcium ion binding. Bases 80 to 1699 code for a protein of 539 amino acids. Gene Ontology annotation, biological process: regulation of dephosphorylation; microtubule cytoskeleton organization; cortical cytoskeleton organization. Gene Ontology annotation, cellular component: spindle.
UUUUAGCAGACAUUGUAUUGUUGGUGAGGUAAGAUUGGGAGCAGAGAGAGAGAGAGAGGGCUUAAGCAAUUAGGCGAAGAUGUAUAGUGGGUCCAGCGAUGGCGAUGCAUCGACGCAGCGGAAGAUUCCGGCUGCGUCUUCAAUGCUCUGGGUUCGUAAUCUCCGCCGCUUCAUUGGAUCCGGCGCCGGCCUCGGAUCCGAAGCCCUUAUGGAACUAGAGACGAAAAGAAUUUUGCUCGACAUAUUCAAAGCAAAGCAACAAAAGAACGCUGAAGCUGGAACCAUUCCCAGCUUCUACAAGAAGAAACCUGAAGAAGGUUCUAUCAGUCAUAGGGUCCAGAGGCUGGCCAAGUAUCGGUUUCUCAAGAAACAAUCUGAUAUUUUGCUGAAUGCCGAUGACCUGGAUGCUAUGUGGGUUUGCCUGAGGGAAAAUUGUGUAAUCGACGAUGCCACUGGUGCUGAAAAGAUGAAUUAUGAAGACUUCUGCCACAUAGCCUCGGUAUGUACAGAGCAGAUAGGCCUUAAAUGUCGACGCUUUUUCAGCCCCUCAAAUUUCAUGAAGUUUGAGAAAGAUGAAUCUGGACGAAUAUCCAUCCUCCCUUUCUACCUCUAUGUGAUGCGCACGGUUUCUCUCACUCAAGCAAGAAUUGAUAUGAGUGAGCUCGAUGAGGAUUCAGAUGGCUUUCUUCAACCUUAUGAAAUGGAGAAUUACAUAGGAGGUCUUAUUCCCAAUUUGGCGCAGUUGAGGGACAUGCCUGCUGGUUUUAUUCAGAUGUAUUGUCGCAUAGCUGCCCAUAAAUUCUUCUUCUUUUGUGAUCCACAUAAACGAGGAAAGGCAUGCAUAAAGAAAGUCCUCCUUAGUAAUUGCCUUCAAGAGCUAAUGGAACUACAUCAGGAAAGUGAGGAAGAAGCGACUGAUACUGAGCAAGCUGAAAACUGGUUCUCACUGACAUCUGCUCAACGCAUAUGUGAUUCUUUCAUCAAAGCUGAGAAUUUUCUUGUUGAAUUCAUAAAAAUAAUACCAAGCCCAUCUCCAGUUCCUGUUUCUCUGUUCAUUUAUGAACAGGAACAAAAGCCAUCCAGUAGCUUGAACUUCUCCACGGUCAUUCUUCUCCUUCCUCCAGAAUUAAGUUUUUCUAAACAGUUUUAUAGACUGCAAAUUUAUAUGUUCCUUGCUCUUGAUAAAGAUGCGAGUGGAUCACUGAGCAAACAGGAACUUCGAGAUUAUGCUGAUGGGACAUUGACUGAUAUUUUCAUUGAGAGAGUGUUUGAUGAGCAUGUCCGGCGUGGAAAGAAUGGUAAUGGUAAUGCUCGCGAGAUGGAUUUUGAGAGUUUUCUCGACUUUGUUCUGGCUUUAGAGAAUAAAGAUACUCCAGAAGGACUAACAUAUUUGUUUAGAUGCCUUGAUCUUAAUGGGCGGGGAUUCCUCACGACUGCUGAUAUCCACACAUUAUUCAGGGAUGUUCACCAAAAAUGGAUUGAAGGUGGCAACUAUGAACUUUGUAUUGAGGACGUGAGGGAUGAAAUCUGGGAUAUGGUCAAACCAGCUGACCCGUUGAGAAUAACCCUAGCCGAUCUACUCUCUUGCAAGCAGGGCGGCACGGUUGCAAGCAUGCUAAUUGACGUGCGUGGAUUCUGGGCACAUGACAACAGAGAAAACCUUCUGCAGGAAGAGGAAGAACCCGAAGAGGAACAAUAGGCAACGUCUUCAGAGCCACUUGUAAUAAUACAUGUUGCAGAAGACCAUUAGGGAAAAUUGUGGAUUUGUCAGCUAGGUUUGAAGACGACCGAAUGUUGAGAGUUAUAUAUGUAUAGAAUUAUCAUGUAAUUGUUAUAUCUCUUGUCGAGCUAACUAACAAUCUAUAAUUUUAGUAAUAGAAAUGUGUUUACUUUAGGCA